CUGGACCUGGCAAGCGGAGAGUUUGUGACAGACGCGUUAUGUCACGUUAUCUUGCUCCUUUCCAGACCCAAAUCCAUUGCUUGAUCGCAGUCGGUACUCAGCUCCGAACCUCCCACACAAACAACCGUCAUGGUUGAAUCUAAAAGUAUGCAACCGACGGAGUGUUCAAGGCCCGCGAUCUUCCUGCAAGAUGCUUGCUUCAAACACAAAUUCAUCCGCUCAAGAGAUACCUCGAACGUCGUCGAACGGCCCGAACGACUUCGCGCUGUCACCGCGGGACUUUCCGCUGCCAUGGCGCGUCUGGAGUACGACAGGGCCCGCAUCGCGUCCCACGCCUCCCACGAUCCAGACGAUCUCGCGUCCCAGCUUGACCGCCUCAACCUCGCCUCAACCUCGUCCGCACCACCUCCAGCGCGCGUCGUGCAUAGUGCGGCGACGGCAGACCUUCUCACGCACCCCGCUGUGAAAUAUGUGCACGGAGACAUCGACGGGGACGUGUAUCUCGAGAAGCUCGUGCGCUGGGUGCGCGAAUCGCAGGGCAAGAUCGACGCGGGCGGGUCUGAGAUACCGGAGGGCCUAGCGCAAGGCGAUCUGUACCUUUGCCCGGAGUCGCUCGUUGCGAUGCAAGGCGCGCUGGGAACGGUCUGCGAGGCGGUCGAUUCUGUGCUCGGGGACGAAACCUCUGAGAAACGCGCAUUCGUUGCGAUCCGGCCGCCAGGGCACCAUUGCGGAGAGGACUCCCCCUCGGGGUUCUGUUUCGUCAACAAUGUGGCUGUCGCUGCUGCUCAUGCCCAUCUACAGCAUGGAAUCAACCGCAUCGUGAUCUUUGACAUUGACCUUCAUCACGGCAAUGGAACCCAGUCGAUUGUAUGGCAGAUCAACGAAGAGACGUAUCGGCAGACGCUAGAGGAGGAAGCUCGCGCGCCGAAUUCAAAGCGCGGCCCGCAGAUGUACUACGGAUCUUUGCAUGACAUACUGUCUUAUCCGUGUGAGGAUGGAAAGCUGUCGCUCGUGCAAGCCGCAUCUGUCUCCCUACACGGGGCACACGGGCAGCACAUUGAGAACGUUCAUCUCCAAACAUAUUCGACUCCAGAACACUGGGACGAGCUCUAUAGCCACCACUACUCCAAGAUUCUACAUAAAGCGGAGGACUUCUUGAAGAGCACUGGCGGACCCGGCCAGGAUGUGCUUUUCUUCAUUAGCUGUGGAAUGGAUGCGUCUGAGCACGAGAUGCCCUCGAUGUCACGACACAAUAGACGAAUGCCAACCUCAUUCUACCAUCGAUUCGCCAAGGAUGCAUGCGCGCUGAGCAAUCGUUAUGCCCAGGGCAGACUUAUUAGUGUGCUGGAGGGUGGGUACAGUGAUAGGGCGUUGAUCAGUGGGACGAUGGCCCAUCUCGUCGGACUCGCAGAUGGACCCGAUAACGGAGAAUGGUGGAGUGCGGACAACUUAACUCUGCUGGAGAAAGCUACGAAGAAACGACGGGGCGGCCGACCUUCUCUUCCGCCUAAGAAUGCCCAUCCUUGGCUCGAUCGCACGUUGGAGCUGUUUGCUGAUCUUGACAGAAGUCCUGUCUCACUGUCUGCCAAAGCCGCACCUGCUCCCUCCUCGCGGGUAUUGCGAGAUCGGACAGCGAAGAAGCCCGUGUCAAGCAGCAGUAGCAGCAGUAGCAGCAGCACGCAGCCUACGUCGACAACGCUUGUGGAGGAGAAUUCAAGCUCGGACAGCGGGCUGUCGAGCAUUGAGGAGGAACCGAUCGAGGGAGAGAGUUUGAGUGCGAAGAAAAAGAUUCCUAGGCAUGUCAAGAAGAGGGCUGCCUGGAGCCAUGCCAGCGACGGGACCUCCAUCUUCACACACGACGAGAUCCGGGCGCCGUUUGCGCCACUGGGACCAGCCAUGACCCACUUCACGUACUUCCAUUCAUCCAACACGGUCCCUGCAUCCAACACGGCGCUGUUCCCGGAGUUCACCUCGUCCGUCCCGCGCUGCUCGCCCCGCGGCAUGCUGUUCUGCAUCGCCGACUUCCUGCCGGGCAGCCGCGUGCCGAUGCACCGCACGGAGAGCGUCGACUACGCGGUCGUCCUCGAGGGCGAGAUCGUGCUCGCGCUGGAUAACGGCGAGGAGAGGGUGGUGCGGCGGGGGGAGUUCGUGGUCCAGCGCGGUGCGAACCACGCGUGGGUCAAUCGGGCAGAGCACCAGGCGUGCAGGAUCGUAUUUGUGAGCGCUGGGACGGAGAAGAUCGUGUUGGAGGACGGGAGGGUGCUGGAGCAGACGAACUUUGGUCCGCCGCCGAAGAUGCCUUCUUGA
Molecule: messenger RNA, 2307 nt
Organism: Mycena citricolor
Lineage: Eukaryota; Fungi; Basidiomycota; Agaricomycetes; Agaricales; Mycenaceae
Source: the annotation of a GenBank genome assembly